AUGCGUAUUCUGUUGGACAACCAUGAGCCAAGGGGUGGUAGCUCCGUAGCAUCGAACGGGGAACGAUCGCUGGGGGAAAGCAGUGGUUCCACUCUGACAUACGUUAGUUCGAAGCGCACCCAAGCUAUGAAACGAAUGGCCCAAAUGAAUGAAGCGGAUAAAAAUAUGGACGCUGUACAAAAGGACGGAUCGACGGAAUUACGCAACUUCUUUUAUACUGUAAAGAAGACGCAGACCGACGAGCCGAGAGCGAUAAGAAAAUACGAAGAGAGGAGAGAUACGAGCAAGAGGUAG
This is a messenger RNA of Phytophthora nicotianae INRA-310, 294 nucleotides long. RefSeq lists its product as hypothetical. The transcript has a single exon. The record is from RefSeq and is a predicted model, not a curated record. The coding region runs from base 1 to 294 and encodes 97 amino acids. NCBI's taxonomy places the organism in Eukaryota, Oomycota, Peronosporomycetes, Peronosporales, Peronosporaceae.